AGGGCCUUAUUUUGCUUCCUUCACCAUAAAGAAUCUUCGCACACAAGCAAUCUUCAUUCAGACAAAUUUCCAGCCAUCGGGACAAUUCCUUCGACUAGACCCAGGCAAAGUUAUGUCGCGCAAUUUGGAAGUAAGAAGAGCUGAUGCCUUAACUUUUAUGGCUUACGACGCAAUAUCAUUACAACGUGUCACACUGAAUGGUAAAAAUGAGAUUAGGCUCAUUCCAACGACUAAACGAAAAACAGCAACUGUGUUAUCCGUGCCUUAUAAUGGUUAGUAUUUUUUAAUGCCUUGGCCAGAUUGAUUUUUCCACAACAGUAGUUAUCCAUAAACACCCAAAUCAUAAAUCACGAGAACAUAAAUCCAUAUCUUUUCGCAACCGUUUAAUGUUCUGUUUAUUAUAUGGAUUUAUUCAGAGUGACAAAAAUACACACAAAGACGACAUGUUAAAUAAGAACGCGAAAGACCAGUAUAAAAGCGAUAUUUUUAAAAUUUUUAAAACAUAAAACUAGAAUAAAUUUUACUGUAUCUCAAGAUGUCUUUUAGAUGUUUUCGUUUUAUUUUCAACGUUGAUUUCGUUUUAUAUAUACGAACGAAAGACCAUUUGUAUUUUCAAAACCAACAACAAUGAAAAUGGCUGGAAAUCUUCGAACUUCGUAUGUCACUAGCAGGGGUGAAAUAUGGAAAAACACCAUUGUCCAUAUAAUAAAAUAUAAUAUCAGAAAUUCAUUUGAUCAGUAUACCUCGACAAAUUGACGAAAUUGAAAAUAAUUUCAUUUUACAAAUCAUAAUUCAUUAUAAAAGUUACUGUAUAUUCUACCUAACCCCACGAUGUAAGGCUAAUUUGCAACAGAUUUCUGAGAAAUUGCGUUUUGGUUUUGCAACAUGUUCAUGGCCAGCAAGAGACGGACGUUUUCGGGUUUUGCUUGGAAAAUGGCCAAUGGCCGACUGUUAUAUUGAACACUGCCGUCAUGCUUUUUCAGCAUCUCAAAAAUCUAUCAUGCUUGUUACGUCAUAGAUUCAGUUCACUGAAAAAUCAAACUGACCGAAAUAUUUUGAAAAGAUAUGAAAGUCAUAAACAUCUUGGUGAACAAAAUCAACAAAUGAACAUGAUUGAUGCGGUAUUGUUUAUUUUUAUAGGUUGUCUACUACCUAACGGUCGUUUGUUGAAUGUUGGCGAACAGUAUACGAAUGACCAAUGUACAAGACUAUGUACAUGUAAUGAAGAAGGCUCGGUCCCCUGCAUGGCAUUGUGUCCUACUCGUCCAAUCAGUGUAUGUAAUGCUCCACUGGUCCAAAAGAAAAUACGCGUUCCCACAGGCCCCCCUGAUAGUAAAUGUACCUGUGAACAAGUCAUCUGCGUUAAAGCAGGUAUGUACUCUAAAUACACUCUUGAAAACAAUUCUACAAUUCCCGAUGUCGUGUAGAACGUUUUAAAUUGUUCGAACGUUCGGCAACGUUGCUUGUCAUGUUCGGCAACGUUGCUUGUCAUGUUCGGCAACGUUGCUUGUCAUGUUCGGCAACGUUGCUUGUCAUAUGAUGAGAACACUAAAUAAACCUGUUUGAACUAUUAUGGAACAUCGUUCAUUGUUUUCAAAAUAUUUAAUGCAUGUGUUUGGGCUAUAUUCUAUUAUAUAAGAGAUGAAUUGGUAGAUCUCCACGUUUCUAGCUGUAAGGAAAGUAUUUUUAUGUAUUUUUACUCAUGCUUGAGUAUAUGAAGUGCUUAGCAUAGGCGUACGGGAGGAAAGAAUUAGGGGGUCGGCCGUAAGUAUGCCCGACGUUGGUGAAAAUUCUCGACCUUUUGAAAUUGAAAAAAAAAGUUGAAAAUUUUCAACUUCAAAAUUUGUUUCCGACGGAAAAUUUGUGCCCGCUCUUCCAUUCUAUUACUUUUAAGUACAGUUGCCCAACUGCCCUAUUUUUAAGUACAAACUGCCCGACCCAAAAUUUUUGGGGUCCCUCCCAGCCCUUCCCCUCAUCUCGUAUGCAUAUGGCCCACAAUACUUUCAGUUUAAUCUUAUCCAACACCGCAGCAUUUCGUUCUUCUAUUAUUGAAAGCAAAUGAUCGACGGAGCAUUCUGUGUUAUUAUUAUUAGAAACAACGACAGAUACAUCUGAAACAAUCAUUCCUCCUGGUGCAAGUAAGUAGAACUCUAUAAACCUCUUUUUCAUCGCUUUACUCUCCUAUUAAUGGAGGAAUGGGUAAUCAUUUGUGUAAACUGUACUAGAAUUAAUCCCCGAGCCGACGGCGCGAAGCGCCGUGCGAGGGCACUAAUUCCCCCCCGGCUAUUUACACCCGGGGAAACGAAAGCAUUAGCGGAGUCUAAAGUUCAUCAAUUAUCGCGGGCGCUCACCAACGGUGUUGAGUGGGUGGUCAUCACUGAUCUCAAAAUAUGGCUAUUUGCCAGGAGUGAAGAAGGCAAAAAUAUAAAAAAAUACAUGUAAAAAAGCCUGGAAAAUCGUUUCACAUAACAAAUUGUACAACUUUUUUGCAAUUUUUAAACGUAAACAUUGAUAAAAAUUGAUAUUGUAUGAUAAAUCCUAAAGUAUAGGGCAAGUUUGUUUCAAUUGUUUAUACAUGACUUUGCAUUUAAUAAUAUAGACUUUGUUCUUGAUGUUUAAGUCUUUCCUAUGCAUUGUUUGCGAAAGUUUCUUAGUUAAAUUAACUUUUGUAGAAGUUCAUGAUAAAAAGGAAAGCAAAUUAUUUUCAUCAGCGUCCUGUACGAAAAAAGCAGUUAAUUUCAAUUCACAUUUAAAAACGUUUUACGUAGAGUUUCGUUUUGAAUUUUACAUUAAAAUAAAGCCCAUAGAAACCAAAGUAUUAUACCUACUUUAUAUAUUUUAGAAAUUGAUAGUUCUGUAUUUAAAAGUGUUCAAAUUUCAUCUAUUUUUUCCCGGUUUGUACAAAAAAUUAAAAAACAAUUAUCGUGUUGCCAAUUUGCCAUGACUAACAUGACGUGCCAACGCGAGCCUGCGUUCAGUGUUGGCGUAAUUACAAAUACUUCAUGUUGAAACAAUGUUUGGAAAAUAUAAGCGAGGGAUUGUUGCAUGCAUGUAUUUCUAGUAAUAUGAUCUAUUCGGCUCAAAAAUGAUAGCAAUUUCCGCACGUAAUACAAACAUAUACAAAAUAUGCAAACUUCGCAAGGCUCUAUUUUCCAUAUUUUACAUUUCGUAACCAAAUUUUGUAAUUUUAAUAAUUUUAAUAAGUUCUUUACAGGAAUUUACUUUUUUUUGCCUAGAUCAAAAAUUAGUCUAACACGCAAGUUGUCUAUUGAUUUGGGUACGAUUUAGUGGAUUAUAUGGAAAUGUGUUGUCGCCCCCCACCCUCCCCAAUCGAGAACGUUUUGAGCCUGGAAAAAGUUUGUUUUGUGGACACUAAGCUUAAAUACUAAUAUGUGAUUAUUUCUUUUAUCAGUGAAUCAUGCAUUGCUUGGUUACGCCACACAAUCAAACACAAGCAGAGCUGGCUAUGCAUAUAACGCUGUGGAUGGCAACAGAAGCGGCAAUUACGAAGAUUUCUCUUGUACUCAUACACCUACUGAGGAGAAUCCAUUCUGGUCUGUGUCAUUUGAACCCGGUUCUGUCAACGUAUCAGCCGUACGAAUAACAAACAGACAGGACUGUUGUCAAGACAGAUUAUCCGACUUCGAAAUACGUAUUGGAGAAUACUUUGGCGAAGAAGCUGAAAAGAGUCCAAAAUGUGGCGGGUUGCAUACAAUAAGCGGUGAUUCUAAAGUUAUAUCAUGUCCAAAUAUGGUUGGUCGUUCCUUGACUAUAAGAAUACCUGGAAAACACAAGACUCUAACCUUGUGCGAAGUUGAAGUCUUCGGCACCAGUAAGUAUUCAUACAUUCAUGCUGAAUACUACAUAUUCUACACCAUGUACUCCUAGACAAAAUUAAAAACGCAUUAAUAAUUCAGGAAACCACUGCCGUGUCGGUGGUUUUGUAUGCGUUAAAAAUCAUGUUAAUUUACAUAAACUAAGACAACGUUGAUUUUUUUAAAAAAAUAUGUUAAUUGAUUUUUAAAAAAUUAUGUUAUUUUUCAUAAACUAAGACAACGUUGAUAUUUUUAAAAAAAUAUGUUAAUUGAUUUUUAAAAAAUUAUGUUAAUUUACAUAAACUAAGACAACGUUGAUUUUUUAAAAAAAUAUGUUAAUUGAUUUUUAAAAAAUUAUGUUAAUUUACAUAAACUAAGACAACGUUGAUUUUUUUUAAAAAAUAUGUUAAUUGAUUUUUAAAAAAUUAUGUUAAUUUACAUAAACUAAGACAACGUUGAUUUUUUAAAAAAAAUAUGUUAAUUGAUUUUUAAAAAAUUAUGUUAAUUUACAUAAACUAAGAAAACGUUGAUUUUCUCGGCUAAGACAACGUUGAUUUUUAAAAUUACUUCGCCAAUGAACUCAUAAAAUGGGUCGUUUUUUAAACCAUUUAAGACACUCCCAUUCCGUGCUUUAUCGGGUAUAAAACACUGAGUUGUCUGUUGCCUCGUGUUUUAUUUCUCAUAAAGCACUCCUGUUCGUGUUUUUAGUAGUAUACAGUGCACUCUAAAAACAUUCUGUUAACAAUUGGCAGUGUUGUAAAAAUUACCCAAUCUCGUCUGAUUGCUCAUUUAGGUGCAAAUAAGAUUGUACUGUAUGAAAAUGCACCUAAGCAAAAAAGCUACAAAAACAAGGAGUAUAAAUGUAUAAUUCAACUGCGUUGAAUUUGUUACUUAAUCUGAGUAAGGCAAUUUCUGUCCAGUCACAUGACAAGUAAACGUUCAACAGCCGAACGUACUUGACCUUACUGUUGUUCCUGAAAUUCGAAACUGUAGUUUGAUGUUGUGCUGUGGUGAUGUUAACACGCCAAGCUUUAUUAGUGUAUGUAUCUUAACGAGUCUUUGAAUUAUACAAACGAAAAAACUAAUCUGAUUUUUCAUGUAUAUUGCUUUAUAGGAAUCCUUGGAACAUCAAGACAUCGCCGCCGGCCAUAUGGUCCAAAAAGAUAGAGUAAUAGUUAAAAGUAUUAAAUAUAUAGUAAGAGCCAAGUAAAUUAUUGCAUAAAUAAACAAUUGGGUGCAAGACGUGACAUGAUCAAUUUAUAGACUUAUAAAUAUAAAGUUAAGAGUAUAACUUUACUUAAUGUGUCUUGUUGUAAAGUAUAUGUUUAGAAUUUCACCUGUAUUAUUAAAAGAUGCUGUAAAGUCCGUUCUGCGCAUCAGUUCUGCUCAUAACAAAGGGGGACCCGCAGAUAUAAACAUUGCCCAAAUUUGCAUCUUUCUAACUUUUUUGAAUUGAAACAUAGAGUUUAUUGUUUACAUUACGGACUUUACAGCAUCUUUAACCUAACCUCCUGUUUUGUUUGAAAAUAAUAGUUUUUCUUCAAUUAA
Paramuricea clavata is the source of this 5363-nucleotide messenger RNA. The record is from the annotation of a GenBank genome assembly. NCBI's taxonomy places the organism in Eukaryota, Metazoa, Cnidaria, Anthozoa, Malacalcyonacea, Plexauridae.